GAUGCCGGGCUAUUCAAACCUGCAAUUCUUUGUAAACAAUGAUUCAUGCACUUAAUGCAAAUAAAUCCAGUUGCAAUUUCCUCCCCGUAUUGCCUCCUCCGGGAGAAAGGAAAAGCAAAAAUGCUUUAGGAUUUUUUUGCAGAUCUGCAGAAUAUGGCGUCCUGUCCUGUUUUAAAAAUAAGACAGGCUGCCAUUUUUGUUUUUCUUUUGUCUGAAAAUUUUAAUAAAACUGUCUGAGAAUGUGGGAGAGGCAGCAGAGGGGGGCACCCGGGGGAAUUUGGCUUUCUUUUUUUUAACUCUUGACUUGUAUGUAGACAUCCGGCCUGUUUGGAAAGCUCGAAUGCUUUUCAUGUGCAAUUAAUGAAAGGUGGUGGACCAAGUUAAUUAAAGUUUUCUGAAACUUUUUUGUUUUGUUUAAAAUGAAGUGACCAUUUUAAAGAAAGAAAAAAAGAAAAUGCGAAAAUACAAACUGGAUUUAGUUUUAUACUGCUGUACUGGAAAAUAUAUGGAAACGGGCUUACAGAAACGUUAGCAAUAUUAAGAAACGUGCUUUCCGGGACCCAAGUGUAUGUUUUAUUUGACAGUUUAAAAGGAGCAGCAUUUCAGUCUGGAUGAACCCUUUGAGGAUUACUACAUCUGAAAGGAAAAGGCUGAGUAGCAACUAGCAAGUUAAUACGAGAAAGUAACAGCAAUAUAAAGGAGAAACUGAUGCCAAAACAUUAACGGGCAGUGAAAGAACAAAUAAAAUAAUUCCAUGUUUGGAGAGAAAUUCACAAUCAAGCUGAACUCAGACUCGCUAUGCUAAUUUCACAGUGGGAGAGGUGUACAAGACGUGGAAGAAAAGUGGCAAUAUAACGGAAAUAAAAUGUCUAAAAAUUUUGCUGUUAGCUCUAAAAACCUAUUAAUGGAUGGCAGCAUUCGAGAAUGGCGUUAUAAUGAGAGUCUUUCUAUAGGAGGAAGCCCAGCUGGGGAGGAACACUGGCGAAUGGCAGAACCUCGUUUUAACAAUCCGUAUUUCUGGCCCCCACCUCCCGCCAUGCCUAGUCAGCUGGAUAACCUAGUUCUGAUCAACAAAAUCAAAGAGCAGUUGAUGGCUGAGAAGAUCCGUCCCCCUCAUAUUGCACCAACGUCAACACCUUCCCAGCAGCCUUUACUGGUGCCAUCUGUUCCUAGUGAUAGUGGGCAGUCUGUGAUGACCCUUCCCAAGCUACCGCAGGUGCCUCCCCUGCACUCGCAAUCUGUCACACAACCUGAUGUCGCUCUCCAUGCAAGACCAGCCACAAGCACAGUUGCAGGUCUUGGGCUGACGUCUCGCACAAGUAAUGUCAAUACCUCAGAAGCUGGAACACCUACCACCCCUACAUCGACCAGCCAGAGCCGGCUUAUAGCUUCCUCCCCCACACUUAUCUCAGGACUUACCAGCCCCCCCAUCCUGGAAACUAUCAAGACAUCUCAGACUCAUGGACUGUUGGGAGUAACAGCCCCCAAGGCAGAGCGAGGAAGAAAAAAAAUUAAAGCAGAGAAUCCCUCAGGACCCCCUGUUCUUGUGGUGCCCUACCCCAUCUUGGCCUCGGGGAACGAGACCAGCAAAGAGGGGAAAACGUACAGGUUGGAAAAUAAGCGGUGUAAAGUAUGCCCUCUAACCUUCUUUACCAAGUCAGAAAUGCAAAUUCAUUCCAAGUCUCAUACAGAGGCCAAACCCCACAAGUGCCCGCAUUGUUCUAAAUCAUUUGCCAAUGCCUCUUACCUGGCACAACAUUUGCGUAUCCACCUUGGUGUGAAGCCAUACCACUGCUCAUAUUGUGAGAAAACUUUCCGUCAGCUGUCUCACCUUCAGCAGCAUACCAGAAUCCACACUGGUGACAGACCAUACAAGUGUGCCCAUCCAGGCUGUGAAAAGGCUUUCACUCAGCUGUCUAACUUGCAGUCUCAUCAGCGACAGCACAACAAAGACAAACCGUACAAAUGUCCGAACUGUUAUCGUGCAUACUCUGACUCAGCCUCUCUCCAGAUUCACCUGUCUGCGCACGCUAUAAAGCAUGCCAAGGCCUACUGCUGUAGCAUGUGUGGGAGAGCUUAUACUUCGGAAACUUAUCUAAUGAAGCACAUGUCUAAACAUACAGUUGUGGAACAUCUUGUGACUCAUCAGUCGCCUCAAAGAACAGAAUCGCCUGGCAUUCCAGUUCGAAUUUCUCUCAUAUAGAAUAGUGAGACCUGGGAAUUCCUGCAGAACUGACAUUCCUCUUAACACCAACACACCAACAUACCCUGUUCAUUAAUUUUGUUCCAGUGUCAAAGUUCAUGCCUGAAAACAACAUUUUUUUUAAGUUUUAGUUUUGAAGAAUAGUAACAUGGUCCCUCAAGAAUACUGGACCAUGCUUGUUACAGCUUUUUAGAGUGAAGAUUUUCUGACACUUGAAUGGCAUCCAAAGAUGUUUUCAGAGCACUUUUAGUCCCAUUUUUUUAAAAAAAGUAUUUAUUUGCUGAGGAGGUUGGUACUGCUUGUUUAGCAGAAGUUAUAAAACUGGCUCCUUCUCAGGCAGCUAUAGAAACGCUACAACUGCAGGUCUUCAUAAGAUAUAUAUAUAUAUAUAUAUAUAUAUAUAUAUAUAUACUUGUCUUUUUUUUUUAAGACUUGCUGUCUUGUUAAUGUCUGUUUUACUUUUUGGGAGACACAAAAAUCUAUUUAAGAUCAGUUAAUACAUAAACUUGUUACUGCAAUUGGAUACUGUUUACUUAAAGGACGGUUACAUCCAUGAAUGAUUCAGAGCUUCUACAGGCAGGCCAUAGUAUGAACACCCAUUUUCCUAGCUGACAUUAUUUUUUCAUGCUUCACAUACGAAGCAUACUAAUUUACGUAGCUAGGUUUGUCAGUCUCUUAAAAGCUGCCUCUUUGAACCCUUGUCAUACUGCCAUCUUGCACUUUACGUAGCACUUUCUUUAGUGUAGUGCUUGUGAAGAUUUUUCACAUGUACUUUCAUUUCAGUAUGUACCUCUUCAUUUCAGGAUACUCCUGCAGUGCUAGGAAGAAUUGAUGUCUUUUGAACAGUAUAUGCAUUUGCCUCAUGGAAAGCAGCAUACAGUAGGCUUUAGUGUAGUCAAUGGGGCAAGAUUUGUCUGUUGACACUUUUCUGCUAAUAAGAUGGCAUAGCUAGAAACAUGGAAUGCAUUAGCAGAAGAGAUGACUGGUUUUACCCCAUUUGUGUGCAUUGCCUUACAUAGUGUGCUUCUUUUAUUUACCAGAUGGUUUAUGGCUUUCCAUCCUCUUUGUUUUGCUAAUUUAGCUGUGUGCCAUAUCCCUUAUUAUAUACUGCUAGCAGGUCUGCCAUACAUUUUAGUUAACUUUUCUUUUGAAGUGUCAAGUUCUGUCAUCUCUCUCAGCACCUUCCCCAUCUCACUUUUUGUCCAUUGUCUUUUAACCAUGAUGUACUAUAACUUGUACUGUAAAAGUGUAAGGAGAAAACAAAUAAUCACACAGUGGGUUGUACAGUAAGUAUGCUGUGUGACACUGGUGCCAGCAUUCCUGUUACAGGUGUUUCAGAGAAACUUUAUUCAGGAAGGGGAUUGGAUAGGUCACGCUAGGCAUGUUAAAGAUAAGAUGAAUAGUAUUUUGGAGAUGUAAUUAUGUUGGUCUUCUCUGGCCUGCUGGGACUUGACUCCUUAAGCAGUCAUAUUGCAUUAGAUGUUUCACUACAGCACUGCUUACUGGCUUGCUGCAAGGUCUAUAAAAAGCAUGUAACACUGAUGUCAAAGGCAGUGGGCUCAUAAAAGCUCAGUAUAUAGAUCAUGGAUUUAGAAUUGUGAGUGAACAGAGGCUGUCUGUGAUUCAUCAGUGGCUGAAACUACACCAUAUCCUGGACUGUUCAGGUUGUGCCAUAUUUAUACAUGUCAUGUUGACAGGCCUUGUGACAUCUUAGCUAUGAACUCCAUUGUGGACUGUCUUACGUUAUUCUCCUCUCAUAUGGUAACUUAGAUGUGGGUAUAAAGCAUGUCUUGUAAAUGAGGAAGGACAUUCAUGCAGAAAGACAGAAACUGAAAGAGGGGCUUUUUCUUUUCAAGACCUGAAAAUGUAUCAUCUUUUUUUAAUUUAUGUGAGAUCUGCAGUUAACCAGUGUCUAUAUUGUGUAACUAGUUAAAUUAGUAUGAAUGCAGAUUCUUUUGGUGCUAACUAGAUUCUUUCCCAAAGUAGAACAGCAAAGAGAGCUCUUUAUCCAGUCAUUAAGCUGUUAUAUUUUUUACUUUUAUAUAUAGCUAUAUGUAUUUUAGUGUUAGAGACAUAAAAGAAGAUAAAUAUAUAACACAGAAACACUUUUAAUUAGUUUAAUGCCUUCUCUGUAAACUACAGACUGCAAACACCGAAAACCAUUCCACACUGGAAGCAGCCUUUAGAAACAUCUGCCCCCCCCCCUCAGUCAUUCUCCCCUACCACAUUCCCCCAAACAGUCAACUCUGAUAUAGAGAGAAAGGGAUAGAAAUAAAACAAAUAUGUUAAAGAGACUGGCACACACAUACUAGGCAGUUAAAAUAACUUCUUCCUAAAGUAAUUAAAAAUAACAUUUGGCACUCAGUCUGUGUGCUGUGCCUCUUCAGAAAGGUUGGGGGAGUGACUGAAGUGUUUUGAACAUGUACUGUGUUUCUGCAUAUGUUAGUAUCUGACUCGUUAGUAGUACAUAUGGAAAUUGCAGAAAGAUAUUACCUUAAGCUUGCAUUUUGGGAUACACUGUUGUUUUGUAUUGUAACUUUUUUUUUUACCUGACCCUGUCUCUUAUCAUUAUGUAAGAUAGGGAGGUGAGGAGGGAAACAUAGAGCCUUCCUUACAAAGCACUUUAACAUGUUACUGUAAUGUAUUUUUAAUCAAUGAGUUUGUUGUUAUACUUUUAAACAGUUGUUGCCAGUAAGUAAGCCUGCUCACUAACGGUUAGCUAAGCUUGAAACUACUGUUAACACACAUUCACUCACCUCACGUUGACAUUGUUUAUCUGCUCUCUGCAUCUUUAUUGCAAUUCUCAAGCAUGUUCAAAGCACUUCAUACUCACUGAAAUAGGGAGGUUUUGAAGGCUAAUGCUCUAGAGAAAGGGGUAGGGUAAGGGGUAAUGUAGCGGCUUAGAACAAACUUCAUAUAUGAUGUGAGGAUGACACUAGGGUGCAUCGGAUAUUUAAAUUGCUUACAUACCUUCUUAUUGGCUAGAGGUCGGUGAAAGAAGUUUUUGUGAAAGUUCUGUCUUCUAGGAAAACUCGGAAGUGUGUAAGUAAGCAAGGUUAAGAGUGAGCUGUGCAUGGAAUGUACUUUUAAAAAGCCUUUUCCAUUUUUACACAUGUGGAGUGUAAUUGAUUUCUGGGUGUGUACUGGAAGCAUCAUUUAGCAUUUUGCAGGGUCUUCAGAAAUGUAGUAAAAUUUUUUAUGGUUCAUAACCAGUCUCAAGAGACUUGUAGUAGAAGCAAGGAGGUAUACUAAACCCAGCAAAGCUUCUUUAUACUUUAGGGGAGUGUCUUCCUAAUGAGGCAAGAAUAUAAUGAGAAACAGCACUAAUCUUAUUUGAAACAUAGGUGAUUAUUAGGCAGCAAUACUGCUUAAGUACCAGAACAAGCACAGCAGAGCAGAAGCUAGGAAAAUUUGUGCCCUGCCCCUGAGACUGGCACUCUGAGAAACCAAAGGUGAGAACAAGACACAUAAGGCUUCUCCAUGCUUUAUACAGUAGUAUUUGCUACACUUAUAGAGAAGGAGCCUGACAUAAACUGAUUCAUUCAUUUAAGCAGCUGCGGCUAUUUAAAUUAAUGAUUGCUGGCCUGCCAAUACUGGAUGAGUGCCAGAAAUAGAUUUCUGGUACUUGUCUGGCCUAUGGGCAUUGUCGAUUGUACCCCCUUAGAAUUUGUGUCCAGGGCAUCUGGACCCUUUGUCAUAUUCCUAGCUAAAGCUCUGAAGCAUAAUGCAGGAGUCAUAUCUGGUGGAAAAUUUAAGUUGAUAGCAUGUUUAUGCAGACGACUUCAAAAAUUUUGCUUUGAGUUUUGGGAGUGAAUACAUUCAUAUGAUAUACAUUUAUUUUCUGUGAGGAGCAACUCAGAGAGCAGUCUUUUUAUUGCUUACAUGAUCAGACAGUAUUGUUUACUCAUCUUUCCUGCUAACUUCAGCCAUCUUCUGUCAUGUGAAGAAUAACAUACGUUGCUUCCAUAAUUAGGCCACAGACCAUAUUUUUAAAUGAUUAUUUUAACACCUUGUCUUAAGCUCUGGUUUGUAAAUUUUUGAAGUGAUCAACUAAAAAAAAAAAACAAAAGGCAACCAUUUCAUUGUUAUGUGCCCUCUGAUUUUAUUGACUUACUUGUCCUCAUAUUUGUUGCCACUGUCUUGUCAAAUUGUAAAAAAAGACUAUGCUUUGCACGUUUUGUGUCCUAAAACCUGUAGUUUGCUAAAGGCAUUAUUAACCUGUUGCUUGUCAGAAUGCUCUCAGUUGCUCAUCUGUUUAUUGUUGUAGUAGAAGUGAAAUCAUUGUACUAGCAGUGGCUAUCUCUAUCUGUCUCUGUGACUGAAACAUAUUUAAAAUUGUUGCACCGAUGGGCUUUGUGGACUUUAUUCCCCAGUAACCUUUGGACUAAUUGCAUAUGGAACUGAGCACACUCAUUUUGUAGUUUGUGUAGUGGUUAAGGUUGUGAGCUGUAGCUCCUCUGGUGUAGGGUUCGAUUCCCUUAACCCUCCUUUGCUUACUGUGUCACCUUGAGCCAUUCACUUAGACAUUGCUCCUGGGUCGUACCUGAAAAUGGACUGUGUGCCUAGUGGGCCUAACUAGUUAACAAAUGGGUAUUAAAGUUGCACUGGCAUCAGUAGAUUCAUUGUAGGUUUUGUUUCCAUACAGUGGAAUUCCAGCACAUUGCAGCUUGCUGUAAGUUGUCUCAGAGUAAAUGCAGUGUUUCUGUGUAAUAUAAGCUUUACAUUGUAUGUAUUUGUAUAUGUAUGAUGGAGGGACUGCAUACUUCUGGUGAAGGAUUCUCCCCAUUAUAUUUGGGGGUUUGCUGAUGAACUGAUAAUUGUAUAAUGUAUGCUAGAUAAACAGUUGUGGUCCAAAUCAUCUCACAUUUUUGCACAUUUCUUUGUUAGAGAACAUACCAGUGUUGCUGGAAUAUGAUGCUAGACAACUCCAUAAAUAGAAAAUUGUCACGUGUGUGUGUGUGUGUACAUGAGCUGGAUUAUCUCUAGAAGCUUUAUAAUAUUUUACUGCUGUUAACAGAUCUGAAAUAUUCCAUCUGAGGGCACUGUCAAUGAUAUAUAUAAAAGUUGCCUUUUUAGCUGAGUAUAGUGACAGAGAAUGAGCAGUUUUUGAAUAUAUUAGAAGCUUAGAACCACAUCAGUGUCUGCUGCAGUUUUAACAGCAACACAGGCAAGCUAAUGUGUGAAGUAGUAUUUUUUAGGGCUCCCAGGUGCUUAACUCUUACUUAUAUGAAUUUUAUUUCUUUUCAUGUCUUGGACCUUACAUAAUACUUUAUCACAAGCAUACAAAUGCUGUUAAUGUUUUUUGUCAGAAAACUGGAUUACUGUUCAUUUAGGAAGAUAUUAAACCCAUUUCUGUAUCUUA
Molecule: messenger RNA, 7565 nt
Organism: Protopterus annectens (West African lungfish)
Lineage: Eukaryota; Metazoa; Chordata; Ceratodontiformes; Protopteridae
Gene: ZNF362
Product: zinc finger protein 362
Exons: 11
Coding region: 866-2203 (445 amino acids)
Biological process (GO): regulation of transcription by RNA polymerase II; central nervous system development
Cellular component (GO): PcG protein complex; transcription regulator complex; nucleus
Molecular function (GO): DNA-binding transcription factor activity, RNA polymerase II-specific; RNA polymerase II cis-regulatory region sequence-specific DNA binding
Source: RefSeq, a predicted model, not a curated record